GAGUUCGAGUAUUCAGGGUUACCGCCUUUGCGAUCAAAUAGUUAAACCAGGAGUGCAUGUUUGAGACAUUGAGGUCAACCGUUAAGAGAGCAUCUUGCAUAAUUUCCAAUCAAUAUAACAAUACGGAAUGACGGCAAUCAAUACCGAAUUGAGAUAGAAUGCUACUACUUAUCUCUUCACGUUGACGACAUACUACCUGCGUAUGAGUCGGAUCAAGCUACAGACUUGUAGGCAAUCUACUAAUUUCAGGUUUUUGCUUGAUCAAUUACCACGCUGCUGAGUUUCUAGUUCGAAAGCUUAUUUAUUGCGUUCAUAUUUUCUAUGCUCUCUAACACGAGAUUCAUCGAUCAAACAUUCCCACUGUUAGAAUUCUUCUUGGUCCCACCAUGUCAGAAAGACGUUCGACUCAGUCUGAAGACGAGCCCGCCUGGAACCCAAAAGAUGUCGAAGAAAGUCUUCUUCAUGAAGAGAUCAACGGGCCAGAAAAAGGCGCUAAAAACUUUCAUCACUCUUACCUUGGAUGUAAUGCUGCUUAUUUGAUCAUAUCUUUUUUCUUGGGAGCUCUUCUCACAUUCAUCAUACUUAGUCUGGCUUUGAGCAGAAAAAGAUUCGAUUCCAAAUCAAACGAUAUUCAAUGGAUCCAGAACACUAAACUCAGAGAUCUCGUAUCGGCACCUAAAUCAAAUGUGAGAUUUGAUGGCACAUUUGAUCGCUCCUCUCCUUAUAAGGGUCCGCCAUCGCCCGAAGUUGAUGCGUUAUGGGACGAGAUUACAAUGUUGGGAGCGAUGAGUAUCUCGGAGGACGUCUUCCAGCACCUAAACGCUUCCAAAUACGCAGUCAAACUACCAAGUAGCCUUGGAGGUGGUCGACUAGCACUUUUUGAGACAAUUCAUCAGAUACAUUGUGUCCAAUCGUUAUGGAAUGCAGCUUAUCCUGAGUAUUAUACCGAACAAACAAAAUUCAAGAACAGCCACCCAGAAAUGUGGUACGGUCAUCUGGACCAUUGCGCGGAUGUUCUCCGACAGAAGCUGAUGUGCGAUGCUGAUACUGGUAUCGUCACUUACAAUUGGCUGAAGGGGAAAGUCAAUCCAAACCCAAAUUUUAAUGUCCAGCAUCAAUGUCGCAAUUUUGAUGCUAUCUUGGAAUAUGCUCGUGACAAUCAAGUGGAUAAAGACGGCACUGAUCGGAUAGAUGUCGAUCUAUUGAAGCCAGAGAAUGGACAUAUCAUGGAAUUUGAGGGUGAGCCUCCCUUUGAUCCUGAUGCGGUGCCGUCCAUGCGUCAGGAAUGAUACCGGAAUUCGGAAAUCGGCAUGUGUCUAGGAAAGUGGCUCGUUAUUUCAGCAGAAUUCAUGUGUCGGGAUUUACAAGUUUGUAGUUGUAGCCAAUUUGGGGCAGUGUAAACAUUAGCACUAGAUGUGCUAUACGGGGUGUAAACUAUUGUAUCCUCACUUUUUAUUCUUUUCAACCUUUUAGCUAGCAAGAAUCAUGAAAAACAUUAUGAACACCUACUGAUUUCAAUACUUAUCAUACCCAAGACAAUACCAGAACAAUAGAUGUAAAUUUGUAUCA
Botrytis cinerea B05.10 is the source of this 1569-nucleotide messenger RNA. RefSeq lists its product as hypothetical. The coding region runs from base 387 to 1289 and encodes 300 amino acids. The record is from RefSeq and is a predicted model, not a curated record. Gene Ontology annotation, biological process: mycotoxin biosynthetic process. The transcript has 5 exons. Lineage: Eukaryota; Fungi; Ascomycota; Leotiomycetes; Helotiales; Sclerotiniaceae.